GCACCCCUCCUCUCCUCCCUCCGACCUGCCCUUCCCCGCGGGAUUGCCACCCCCGCCUGCCCCCCAACCCUUUUCUCCCCGCCGAGCGGCGGCAACAGCAGCAGCAGCAGCAGGAGGAGGAGCCGGAGCCCAGAGGCUGCGGUGGCCCGGGAGCCCAUGGCGUACAGUCAAGGAGGCGGCAAGAAGAAAGUCUGCUACUACUACGAUGGUGAUAUUGGAAAUUAUUAUUAUGGACAGGGACAUCCCAUGAAACCUCAUAGAAUCCGCAUGACUCAUAACUUGCUGUUAAAUUAUGGUUUAUACAGAAAAAUGGAAAUAUAUAGACCCCAUAAAGCCACUGCUGAGGAAAUGACAAAAUAUCACAGUGAUGAGUAUAUCAAAUUUCUACGGUCAAUAAGACCAGAUAAUAUGUCUGAGUAUAGUAAGCAAAUGCAGAGAUUCAAUGUUGGAGAAGAUUGUCCAGUGUUUGAUGGACUGUUUGAGUUUUGUCAGCUUUCCACUGGUGGCUCAGUUGCUGGGGCUGUGAAGCUAAACCGACAGCAAACUGAUAUGGCUGUUAACUGGGCUGGAGGAUUACAUCAUGCAAAGAAAUCAGAAGCAUCAGGGUUCUGUUAUGUUAAUGAUAUUGUGCUUGCCAUCCUUGAAUUACUAAAGUAUCAUCAGAGAGUCUUAUAUAUUGAUAUAGAUAUACAUCAUGGUGAUGGUGUUGAAGAAGCUUUUUAUACAACAGAUCGUGUAAUGACUGUUUCAUUCCAUAAGUAUGGGGAAUACUUUCCUGGCACAGGAGACUUGAGGGAUAUUGGUGCUGGAAAAGGCAAAUACUAUGCUGUCAAUUUUCCAAUGAGAGAUGGUAUAGAUGAUGAAUCAUAUGGGCAGAUAUUUAAGCCUAUUAUCUCAAAAGUGAUGGAGAUGUAUCAGCCAAGUGCUGUGGUAUUACAGUGUGGUGCAGACUCAUUGUCUGGUGAUAGGCUUGGUUGCUUCAAUCUAACAGUCAAAGGUCAUGCUAAAUGUGUAGAAGUUGUAAAAACUUUUAACUUACCAUUACUGAUGCUUGGGGGAGGAGGAUACACAAUCCGCAACGUUGCCCGAUGCUGGACAUAUGAGACCGCAGUUGCCCUUGAUUGUGAGAUUCCCAAUGAGCUGCCAUAUAAUGAUUACUUUGAAUAUUUUGGACCCGACUUCAAACUGCAUAUUAGUCCUUCAAACAUGACAAACCAGAAUACUCCAGAAUAUAUGGAAAAGAUAAA
Molecule: messenger RNA, 1247 nt
Organism: Marmota monax (woodchuck)
Lineage: Eukaryota; Metazoa; Chordata; Mammalia; Rodentia; Sciuridae
Product: histone deacetylase 2
Molecular function (GO): histone deacetylase activity
Source: RefSeq, a predicted model, not a curated record